AUGAUUUCGUCUACUUUUGCGCCGAGCCUUACGCGACGGGAUACGGCCAAAUCCAGUGGUGGAUAUGAAAGCGCACAUGGCAGCAUUCCGCCUCCUGUGAUCACCGGCGGCCCAUUUGGACCACAGAGUGCUGGUGCAAUCUAUCAACAGAUCCAUGAGAUGGCAGCGAAGCGAAUCUCAACACUGGAUUACUUGAGAAAGGCCCAUGAGGGUCGGGUUUACUGGUUCAAUACUGUGCAUUUCUCCCGCGCCGAUAUCAACCGUCUCCCGUACUUCGACCACAGGAAGCUGUCGCGUCGAGCAAUCAACUAUCUCCUUCUGGGUCUGUCCUUGCCCCCGAUCCUCGACGUCAAUUCAACCCCAGUCGAGUAUUUACGAGCCUUAAAUGCCUUGUUGCUGGAGUUUGAAGCCUACCAGCAAGUACAUCCACCCGAUGGUGGCUCUUCCUCGAGCCUCGCCCGAGCACGCAUACCCCAAAUGUUCAAAAGAGCAGCCCAUGCCGGCACCAAAACCCGACGAGGUAGCUCGGCAACCGAAAUCGGUCUCCCGAUGCAAACCAGUGACCCGACCGACCUCAAAAGCUCGGCGGGGAAUAUCACCGCCCCUUCCACCGCGGCAGCCUCGGUGAUCUCCUUUCCGCUCACCGAAUCAUCUGAUCUUCUUCCGGGGGAAGAAUAUUCCUACCUUCUCACUCCUUCUUUACCCUUCGACCCAGACUUCUUUGAGACAUUCGCGACUCUUUGUGACGUCUUGAUUGACUGCUACAGUCGACUCACGACACUAGUAUCAUCACCAUCCGUGUGUACAGUGGCAUUGGGCGAGAUGUUCUCCAAAGCCGAUGCCAAGUUGCGGAAGAUUAUGGUAGCCGGUGCCGUGCGGGAGUUUGAGGACGCGAGUCGGAAUGGCGUCAAAAACGAAGUAGCUGGAGUCAGCCGAGUGGUUCUUGGCGGCUUACUGGGAUAG
Molecule: messenger RNA, 963 nt
Organism: Penicillium alfredii
Lineage: Eukaryota; Fungi; Ascomycota; Eurotiomycetes; Eurotiales; Aspergillaceae
Exons: 2
Coding region: 1-963 (320 amino acids)
Source: RefSeq, a predicted model, not a curated record